Molecule: messenger RNA, 2726 nt
Organism: Zootoca vivipara (common lizard)
Lineage: Eukaryota; Metazoa; Chordata; Lepidosauria; Squamata; Lacertidae
Gene: JAGN1
Product: jagunal vesicle mediated transporter 1
Biological process (GO): granulocyte colony-stimulating factor signaling pathway; endoplasmic reticulum organization; vesicle-mediated transport
Cellular component (GO): endoplasmic reticulum membrane
Source: RefSeq, a predicted model, not a curated record
GCAUGCGCACUUGCGUUCGCUUACCUGCCCUGACGUGGGCUUCUCUCUAACCCCCCUGGUGAAAGAUGGCGUCCCGCGCGGGACCUCGAGCCGCUGGAACCGACGGCAACGACUUCCAGCAUCGGGAGCGCGUGGCAAAGCACUACCAAAUGAGUGUGUCCCUCAAGUCCGAGAUUAAGAAGUUGAUCUACAUGCAGAUAGCGCUGUGGCUUCUGGUGGCAGCACAGAUGUGCGUCGCUCACUUCAAGCUGCUGCCCCAUGACCAGGUGGCCAUGCCUUACCAGUGGGAGUACCCGUACCUGCUCAGCAUCAUCCCUUCGCUCUUCGGCCUCUUCUCCUUCCCGCGGAACAACAUCAGCUACCUGGUCAUCUCCAUGAUCAGCACGGGCCUUUUCUCAGUGGCGCCUCUCAUCUACGGCAGCAUGGAGAUGUUCCCCAUGGCGCAGCAGCUCUACCGCCACGGCAAGGCCUACCGCUUCAUCUUCGGCUUCUCCGCCGUCUCCGUCAUGUACUUGCUGGUUGUGGUAGCCGUGCAGGUUCACGGCUGGCAGCUGUAUUACAGCAAGAAGCUGCUGGACUCCUGGUUUACCAGCACACAGGAGAAAAAGAAGAAAUGAACAUGCGGCCAGGAGUUCACCUGCAUGCAGCGAUGUCUGGGGGCUCAGGGGUGGGGGCUCAGGGGGGCCCCUGCUCAAGCAGAGGAAGAUGGCGCUAUUUGGGAUUCUCGGCCCUCCCCACCAUGCCAAGCUGAUGGGAGAUGGCAAGGGCUCCGUUUGAGCAGGGUGAAAGGUGAGCCUCUGUGGGUGCCUUCUGACCCUCUGCUGGCAACCACAGGGACUAGGAGCUGCAGACUUGGCCCAACCCUCCUUUUGGGAGGGAUUUAUGGGAGAGGUGACUGGCGCCUUUCAGAAAGACCUUAACUAGGUUGCUCAGAUUGAGAGAUGCAGGGGGCUCCUGCUGAUUUGAAUGAACGCUGAAUCAUGACCAGGCAGACCGGCUCCAUCUUCUUGAAUCGGUUAGAUGUGAGUUGGGUAAGAGAACUACUCAUGGUGAGGCUUGGGGUCCCAUCAUGUUUCACCCAUCUCAAGAGUUCCCAAUCAAGCCCUUUUCAGAGAUCAUGCUAUGCGUACUUACCAUAUUUUUCCAUGUAUAACGACCCCUAUUUUUGGGGACUGCAUCAAAAAAAAUUGAGAGGGAAAGUGCCCAGAGUUCUUGCGCUUUUUGGGGGGAGGGGAGAGAUUGCCCAGAGUUGUUGAGCUUUUUGGGGGGGGGAACCACCGCAAAAUGCUCGACAGCCUACCCCACAAUGCAAAUCGCACACAUUGCCAUGGACACCAAUCGUCUACAUGCUCACUGCCCAAUCGACACAACCACAGCCUGCUGUCCCUUGCUCAUUUAGUCAUGUAGAAGAGUUUCCAUCUUUGCUCAUAACCCCUCUUGCCUUUUCCUGAAACUGCCUGGGUGCCCCAGAGACUGCUGCCGCCACCCCAUUCCCAGCUAAUGAGUUUCAGCACCCCCCCCACACACACACCCGUGUACUUGGGUACCAAAUAAAGUAAAUUAUUGCAGAACGUUGCACCUGGUUUUUGUUUUUAAUUAGCAGGGGGUGGGUGUGAUGGUGGCAGUUGGCUCGAGCUGCUAUAGGUAAAACCACCCUCAAUCAUGCCUCUGUCCUGUCUUCAGGAGGCACUCAGGGCCUUGCAGUGCCAGAUAACAGCGUGGUGUGCAGGAGUGCUAGAGUGCCCACCAGUUCCUCCAGUGUCCGUGAAAGGUCUCAGUAAAUAUCCCCUCAAAAAUCCACAGUGCACAUGAGAGGCUGUUCGCACCUUCUGCUCAGUUCCUGUUCACAUUGGAACAUGCCCCAUUAAGCUUGGGCACAUUUCGUUGGACAGCCACCUUCCUAUCCAUUUUGAACAGAGGAGAGAAACAAAGAGCUCUCUCUGAGCAAGCACAGCAGUGGCGUAGAUAUCAUUUUCCCCUACUGAUGUGAAUGCCCUUUGUGUGUCUAUGUUGGCUCUCUUUUUUCUGUUCUUUGAGAGGUGGCAGCCAUUUUGUGUUGCUCCAUUCCCCACAGCAGCCAUCUUGUGAUGGGUGCCCUUUCUCAAAAUUCCAUGGAUGCCCACUGGUCUAAGGAAUGCCACUGUCAAUAGGAAAGAAAGUGGAGGUUUGUGGGGUGAGGAUAUGAUCUGACAGGAAUCUCUUGCCUACACACAUAGAAAGCUUCCUUGAGGUGGUCACGCAAGUGCUGUAGACAUUUGCUCCCCUGUGCAAAAAGAGAAGCUGAAGAACAGAACAGGAUUGGUUCCGAAAACGACUCUUAAUACAGAUCUACACCAUACAUUUAAAUCCCGUCCAAUGCACAUUCAAAGCACAAGAGUUCCCACAAAGAAUUCUGGGUACCGUAGUUUGCUAAGAGGGCUGAGGAUUAUAGCUCUGUGAGGAGGAAUUUGAGGCAGAUCUCCCCAAUCUAAGUCUGAUACUCUAAUCAAGCUUGACAUGCUGAUUCUCUAAUAGCUACUUCUAAUUGCUCCCAUACCACAAUAUUAUUUUAUUCUGAUAUAUUUCAAGCAGUAGGAAAUCGGGACAAAAUUUCAUAAUACUCUGGACCUUAUGCUUGUUGAAUGGUGGUUAUUCUGAAUUUCUGGUUACAUGUGUCCUACUUUUUCAGAAAAAUGUGGUGCAGCCAACUCAUUCAGCUGCGGAAGGUCAAGAAACCUGAUAAAUUG